Trichogramma pretiosum is the source of this 2844-nucleotide messenger RNA. It is a transcript of the gene Grip91, whose product is annotated as gamma-tubulin complex component 3. Gene Ontology annotation, molecular function: microtubule minus-end binding; gamma-tubulin binding. The coding region runs from base 332 to 2824 and encodes 830 amino acids. Lineage: Eukaryota; Metazoa; Arthropoda; Insecta; Hymenoptera; Trichogrammatidae. Gene Ontology annotation, biological process: cytoplasmic microtubule organization; mitotic cell cycle; spindle assembly. The transcript is spliced from 10 exons. The record is from RefSeq and is a predicted model, not a curated record. Gene Ontology annotation, cellular component: centrosome; gamma-tubulin small complex; equatorial microtubule organizing center.
CUUACGCAACGUAAUUUCAUAAAAGCAGAGUAUUUUGAUAUUGUUGUGCGGGUUUAAUGUUACAAGUAGUCUUAUAGAAGUGAUUUAAACUUUGAAAAACUUUUCAAUAAUUACUUUACGCUUCAUUUACAGCCUCUAGAAAAAAAACAAAAUAAAGUUUGCUAUGCCUAUAUAGGUACUGUUGUCGGCUACUGCGUGCAAAGUCAGACUGCAGUUUUUGCUAUUGCCAAUCGCACAUUGUGGGCGACUCUUGCGCUCUGGUUAUCUUUUCGAUUGUUACUGGGGUGAUAAUCGUACUAUUUUCACAAAUAGUCGUAUUUUAUAUAAAAAAAUGAGUGCAACAGAACCAGAAAACGUCAGUGAUCUACUGCUAAAACUGGUAGCAUCAGUUUGCGGUGAUCAAAAGCCAGAAGUCUUACAGAAGUGCAUGCGAUUUUCCUUGAGUUUGUUGUCCUCGACACAAGGAGUUGACCCAUUGAGAGAGGAUGAAACUAUGGUUGCUAAUCAAAUUAAGAGUAAAUUAUCUGAACAGGAUGGAGCUCUUUUCGAUGAAUUGCACAACAAUCUCAAAGAUGGGGAUUUGAGAAAUAGACUCGGAGCUCUAAGUUUUUUGCUUAGAAUGAGUCAAAAUAAGGACAAAGUGCUUGAAGAUAAUUUUACCUUUCCUGAAAUGAGAUUAGGUCUAAAUCUUGCUGCAGCAUCAACAAGUGGGUACAGUUCACAAACACACAGCUCUCAUCAAGCGCAAGUAGUUACUUUCACUCCUUCAGAAGCAACUAUGCUUGGACCUUCUUCAAAUCCGAGUAGAAUAUUUGAUGAAGAUACCACCUCUGAAAAUAUUCUUGUGCAAGAUCUAAUUUAUUCAUUUCAAGGAAUCGAAGGAAAAGUGUUAAAGCUUGAUACCAAUUAUGGCUUCCAAUUAGAUCCAAAGAUCAAAAUCACUCAUCCACAAAAACAAGCUGUUUUGAGGCUUAGCGAGCUUGGAUAUUUAUACAAUACGAUACAACGAGGUUUAAGUAGAAUGUCCACUGGCAGUAAUGGGCGAGUGUCUGAUAGUUUUGUUGCUGCAAUGCAUCAAGAAUUAUCAGAAUAUUAUAGAUUUAUAGCCAAUGCACAGGAAGAAGUUAAUAGAGUUAGAGAUCCAUCAGGGAUUGAUAGAAUAACUCUUUCACAUCUUCAUGUUUGGGCAUAUGAUCCUCUUGAAACCCUUAAAUGGCUUGCCAGUAUAGUGAGAGCUUGUAUAGGUUUGAAUGGCGGUGCUCUUGCUUCAGCAAUUUAUGCUUUUAGUCAUCAUGGUGAUCCAAGGGUAAAAAAACUUAUAAAAAGAAUACUAGAAAGUGUAUCUGAACCUCUGUACAACAUGCUAUUGAGGUGGAUAACAGACGGAGAGUUAGAUGAUCCAUAUAAAGAAUUUUUUAUUGAAUCAUGUGCUGAAGUUGCUGGAGAGCGAAUGUGGCAUGAAAAAUAUCAAGUAAGAGAUUCUAUGGUGCCAUCUUUCAUAAGCAGAUCUCAAGCCAAAAAGAUAUUAUGUACUGGAAAAAGCAUAAACUUUUUAAGAGAGGUUUGUAAAGAUUUCGCACCUUUACAAGGACAUGACACAGAAGUAUUUCGAGAUUCAUCUAAAAAAAUUGGAGUUGAGGCGUUUUUUGAUAGUGAUCCUGAUGGACCACUACAAAUGAUGAUGGAUGCUGCAUAUAAAGAAACUUCAACAAGAGUUGUUGAAAUAUUAUUGAAGCAGUAUCAGUUGAUGGAUCAUUUGCAGGGUAUUAAAGGAUACUUACUUUUGGGUCAAGGGCACUUUGUUCAACAUCUUAUGCACCUUUUGGAGCCAGAACUUGCCAAACCUGCUAAUUCGUUGUACCCUCACAAUAUCUCGUCGAUAUUGGAGUCUGCCGUUAGAGCAACUUGCACCAAAUUGGACGAUUUAGACGUUCAGAAGAGGCUUGAUGUUAGAUUAUUAGCGCCCUCAGAAAAUGAAACGGGUUGGGAUAUUUUUGCUCUUGAUUACAAUGUCGAUGGUCCCAUUGGAACGAUUUUAGAACCAAGUCGACAAACUUAUCAAGCAGUGUUUUUUUCGCUUUGGCGAGCUAAACGUAUGGAGUCAAUUUUAUCAGCCAUAUGGAAGCAACAAAUUACAUCCGCGAAAAUGUUUCGAAAAAUGCCAGAACUGUUGCCAAUUCAAAAAUAUAUUCACUUGAUCACUAGUAGUAUGGUUCAUUUAGUUCAUCAAAUGCAGUAUUAUUUUUUAUUUGAAGUGAUUGAAUGUUCCUGGGAUAUUUUUACCAAACAUCUAGGCCAAGCUGCAUCUUUGGAUGAUAUUAUAUCAGCACAUACCAACUUUAUAAAUUCGGUUAAAAGAGGCACACUACUUGACGAACAAUCACAAGAACUCAUGCAUCAUUUGCGCACCGUGUAUAAUCCAAUUUUAGAGCUACAAUUAUUAGAAGAAACAUUUCUCGCCCGCGCUAGUGCAGAAUACGAAGCACGAACUGUAUCCGAAAAGUUUAUUGAAGAAGGUAGCGAAAAUCAAAAGCAAUGGGGUCGUUCAAAAAAUAAAGAUAGCGAAGCCGCAGAUCGUCGAAGUGCGUUUUUAAAGUAUCUCAGUACUACUUCCAUGAAACUCAAACUAUUAUCAAGAACUUAUCAGGAUAGAGUUAAGAAAUUUUUACUCAUGUUAGCUUCUGCUGAAGAUGUGUCAUUACAGUUGUUGAGCGUUCGUUUAGAUUUUAAUGAGUAUUAUAUUAGUAAAGAUAGCCGUUUGGUAGCUCCUCUUACCUAUCAGCAUAGACGACAAAGCGACCAAUCUUUCAUCGCAGAUAAGUGACAAACGUCACCUGAAAACCA